AUGGUAACAAGACAGCGUCCAAAAUGGCUCUUUGAUAGGAGAAAGUUUGAGAGUAAUGGCCAAGCGCCUGCACCGAGUAAAGAUUUUUACCAGCUUGUUGUAACAAAGAAAGAAGUGAUCUGGAGGUUUUGGAAAAUCUCUCUCCGAAGUGAAUUUCGCAAUACACACCCAGGGGAUUGCACAAAGACAUGCAUCUUAAUUAAGAAAUUGCUGACUUGUAUUGCAACACAGAUUGCCACUGUGCUUGGUGACAAUAUCGUUAGCUACACACUCAAUCUGUUUCAGGGUAAAUUUGACUACUUGGAGCAUCUUCCUGAUGCCUUGCUGCUCCAUGUGAUUUUAUAUUUGGACACAGAAGAUGUGUCUCAACUCUCUCAAACCUCACGGCUUCCUCUACAUACUACGUCCAUCUCGCUGUGUAGCUCUGAUGCACUGUGGGAACGCAUUGUGGGGAACUCUUGUGACACCAUCACCCAGGAGAUGAGAGCCUUGUCUGAAGAGGUGGGCUGGAAGCAGAUCUUUUUCACAAAUAAUCUGCAGCUUCAGAUGCAGAUCAGGCGAAGAAGGCAGACAUCUGAAAACCUUGUAGUGUAAACUGAAUGAUGGAAUUGUUUGUGCUGACACUUGCACUAAUAAAUUUACUGGUGCUAAAAAGCCUUAUGAUUACACAACAUACUGUGCAGUCGUGCCUUCCUUAAAGCUAUAGAGAACAUAAGUGUUUUUCUAAAAGAGACGUGUUGCUUACUGUUCCUGUAUCUUAUUGUGCAGCCAAUUAAGGAAGAGUAUACAGUUGUCUUUUGGAUUUGCAUCACACAUUUAAUGUAACUAAUAAUUUGUGCCACAUUCCAUGACAUUCUAAUAAUUUUAGUCAUGCAUUUUAGUUUUUGACGGUCAGAUUUUGCAUUGUGAAAAGUUUCCUUCUUUCUUUCAAACAUUUUAUAUAUAUUCA
Polyodon spathula (Mississippi paddlefish) is the source of this 949-nucleotide messenger RNA. RefSeq names its product F-box only protein 36-like. Lineage: Eukaryota; Metazoa; Chordata; Actinopteri; Acipenseriformes; Polyodontidae. The record is from RefSeq and is a predicted model, not a curated record. Bases 1 to 594 code for a protein of 197 amino acids. Gene Ontology annotation, molecular function: protein binding. The transcript has 4 exons.